Molecule: messenger RNA, 1264 nt
Organism: Drosophila novamexicana
Lineage: Eukaryota; Metazoa; Arthropoda; Insecta; Diptera; Drosophilidae
Product: microfibril-associated glycoprotein 4-like
Exons: 3
Coding region: 23-1162 (379 amino acids)
Source: RefSeq, a predicted model, not a curated record
CCACAUUCGCAGCUUGAACAAAAUGAAAUCUGUUUUAUUUUCAUAUAUGCUAUACUUAUGCCUAAUGUUCAUCCUAGGCGAAACACAGGCUAGCGAAAAUGAGGCAACCACAAUAACAGAGGAGCAGUGCGGAAAGUACUUCUAUAAGGCUGUGAGUCCUUUGUUAAAAGACAUACAUCAGAUGAAGGAAGAAAUCGAAAACAAUAAUAAUAAAAUUGAAGGCAAAGACAGAGAAAUCAAGCAACUGCAGGAAAAGCUGAACCAACGUAAUGAUUUGGUGAUCGAGGAACUGAGAGCUCAGAAUGAAUUCUACAAACAGAGUAUCAAAGAGCUAGCGAGCCACGUUUUGUCCAUAAACGAGCAAAUAAGUAUACCCAAUUCCAAUGCCUUGAAAACUCAGGACUAUGAAGAGCAGCUGGAGAAACAAAAGAAGUCAAUUGAUCAACAGGCCCAACAAAUACCCGAGCUCAAAAACGAAAUCAACAUUUGUGCCAAGAAAUUAAAAAGAUGCGAAGAGAAGCCCGUUUACGGUGAAUGCACCGACUUUGCUGAUGCUCCGGGUAUUCAUGAGAUGAAACCGGAUCUAGAAGAUUCGUUCGAUGUACUAUGUGAUAGUGCGACAGCAGGUCCUGGAUGGACGGUUAUCCAGCAGCGAAUCAACGGUAAAGAGGAUUUCUAUAGGGACUGGGCCACAUACCGUGAAGGCUUCGGGGCCUUUGAUGGUGACUUUUUCUUAGGACUUGAAAAGAUUCAUCGCUUGACGCGCGUCCAGCCUCAUGAGCUCUACAUACAUAUGGAAGAAUUUGAUGGUAACACCAAAUACAGAAGAUACGAUCAAUUUGCCAUUUCCGGUGAGGAGGACCAGUACACCUUGAUCACCUUGGGUAAAUCUAACGGGAGUGCAGCAGGUGAUCAGUUGGAAUACCAUAAAGAUAAGAAAUUCAGCACAUUCGAUCGUGACAAUGACAAUUGGGAGUCUGUCCACUGCGCAAGCCGAGACAAUCGUGGUGGUGGUUGGUGGUACGGUGCAUGUACAUACAGCAAUUUAAAUGGCAAAUACUAUGAUCAUCAGGUGUUCAAUUAUGAUGCCAUAUAUUGGAAAGGGCUCACCAACUUGAAGACAGUCAAAAUGCUUAUACGCCCCAUAAGCAAUGGAAAAUAAAAUAAAAAAACUAAUAUGUAUAGUAUUUAUUGUAAAAAAAACUUAAAUUGUUGUACAAUUUUUUUAUAAAUACAUGCAGACGCUGUAUUCUCAACAAAAAUC